AAUGUAAAAAAUCGAUUAUGGUGUUGAAGUUCAUAUAGAUGAUACUCUAUAUGCUGGGAGAUGUUUAUUAUAAAUUCUUAAGAGUCCACUCAUAUCUUAUAAAUACUAAUAAGAUUAAGCUAAAUUUCUUUUAGGAAUAGAUCAAUAAGGAUGGCCAUAAACAUAAUUAUUACAUGGUACUAAUUGUCCUUGUUUCAAUUAAGAUUAUUAAAAUAAAGAUAUGAAGUUAAGCAAAAUUAGAUUAGCUACAGUAGCUAUGUUAUGUGAUAAAAAUGAUAAUUUUUUAAUAACAAGAAGACAUUCUCAAAUGAAAACAUUUCCUAAAACUUGGGUAUUUCCAGGUGGAAUGGUAGAAAGAUUAUAAGAUUUAGAAUCUGAAUGUUUAAGAGAAGUUUAAGAAGAAACUGGAAUCAAUGUAUUACCAAUUUUAAAUAAAAUGGAACUUAAAGUUUUAUAUGAAUCAGUGUAUCCAACUUAAUUAUAAGUUGGUUAGUUUCCAUAAAAAUAAACACUCUGUAUAUUUUAUGAAGUUAAAUUAAAUGAAUCAUGCAAUAACAUUAAAGUAAAAAUUUAAGAGAGUGAAGUUGAUGAUUUUAAAUGGAUUCCAAAAAAUUAAUUAUUAGAUAUAAUGAAUGUAUCUACAAAUGAUUAAUAAUAUAAAGAAAUGAGUGGGAUUUAUCCUAAUUAAUAUGGAUCAGGAAUUGGAGAAGGACAUAUUAAGGCAUUUAUGAAUAGUUAUAAGAAUUGA
This is a messenger RNA of Paramecium primaurelia, 748 nucleotides long. The record is from the annotation of a GenBank genome assembly. Lineage: Eukaryota; Ciliophora; Oligohymenophorea; Peniculida; Parameciidae.